AUGUCGAUUCAGCACUGGAGAAUGGAGCUCAACGCCUUCGUUCAGAAGCACCGUGUCUCUCACCUUCUCGUCUACCGAGAUGCAGUACAAACCGGUCCACCUCAACGGCCGACUUGGACCGUCUCUGUCGUCUAUAAUGGCCACGAAUAUGGCAAGGGGAGCGCACUUUCCAUUGGGGAGGCCAAAGAACUCGCCGCUGAACAGUGCCUCCGCCGACUAUGCGGCGGUGCGUGA
Messenger RNA from Epithele typhae, 234 nucleotides. RefSeq lists its product as uncharacterized. The record is from RefSeq and is a predicted model, not a curated record. Lineage: Eukaryota; Fungi; Basidiomycota; Agaricomycetes; Polyporales; Epitheliaceae. The coding region runs from base 1 to 234 and encodes 77 amino acids. The transcript has 3 exons.